UUGAUCAGGAGAGGAUCAACGAUUGAUCCACAAGAUAAGACAGAGAGAGAGAGAGAAAUGGCAGAAUUGGUGGCGUAUCCGAUGAACGGUGGAGAUAGCCUCUACAGCUACAGCAAAAACUCAGCAUUUCAGAGAAAAGCCAUAGAAGCUGGCAAGGAACUGAUCAAGGAAGCAAUUUUCGAAAAGCUCGAAAACAAAAUCAUCUCUUCGACGAACGCCUUUCGAGUCACGGAUUUAGGCUGCUCUGUCGGGCCUAACACAUUCCACGCAGUGCAAAACAUACUUGAUGCUGUGGAGCAAAAGUGUCAAGGCCAAGGACACAAUUCUCAUCAGCUCCCUGAGUUCCAAGUUUUUUUCAACGAUCACGCGUCCAACGAUUUCAAUGAGCUCUUCAAAUCUAUGCCUUCGGACAGGCGGUACUACGCAGCGGGCGUGCCGGGUUCUUUUUACUCUCGACUUUUCCCCAAGGACUUUCUUCACUUUGCUUAUUCUUCAUAUUCCCUCCAUUUUCUUUCGAAAGUCCCGGAAGAAGUGGUGGACGUGAACUCGCCGGCUUGGAACAAAGGGAGGAUUCAUUACUCGAAAUCGGCAAACCACGUCGUUAAGGCGUAUGAAGCUCAGUAUGCCAAGGACAUGGACUGCUUUCUGAGUGCUCGAGCACAAGAGAUUGUAAGCGGCGGGUUGAUGGCGUUUGUCGUCCCCGGCCGCCCCAAUGGAAUCCCUCAUGCUGAAGUUUUCCUCAACAAUGCGAAAGAACUCUUUGGAUCCUGCCUCAUGGACAUGGCCAAGAAGGGUAUCAUUUCUGAAGAGAAAGUGGACUCCUUUAACAUACCACAAUACAUCGCCUCGCUCGAAGACGUGGAAGCGAUUGUGAAAGCUAAUGGAUGUUUCAGCCCAGAAACAAUGGAAAUCUUGAGCGGGGAAAAACCACAGCCCAAGGCAUUCGCCACCGGAGUGAGAUCCGGGAUGGAGGGAAUGAUUCGGAAGCAUUUCGGGGAGGAGAUUGAUCUGGAUCAUCUUUUUGACUUGUUCCGCAAGAAACUCGAAGAAUCCUCCUCCGUCCUCGAAUCGAAGAAAUUUGUUAGCUUGUUUGUUGUACUCAAACGCAGAUCAGCGACUGAGUAACAACAAACAAUGCAACUAGUCGUUUGAAGAUUUGAAGCUCCUCUGAAAGAAUUUUAAUUUGUAGCUUGAAUUAGGAAGAUCGUGAAUAAAGAAUGUACUUGUAUUAGUACGUCAAUGCAAUUUUAAGAUUAAACACCACACGAGUGUUUAAUCACGAAAGAAAAAUAAAAUGAUUUUUUUUUUUUCCGA
Malus domestica (apple) is the source of this 1314-nucleotide messenger RNA. Its product is annotated as loganic acid O-methyltransferase-like. NCBI's taxonomy places the organism in Eukaryota, Viridiplantae, Streptophyta, Magnoliopsida, Rosales, Rosaceae. The record is from RefSeq and is a predicted model, not a curated record. Gene Ontology annotation, molecular function: S-adenosylmethionine-dependent methyltransferase activity. Gene Ontology annotation, biological process: methylation.